AUGGCCGAGCCAGGUUUUCAUGUUAUUAUCGUCGGGGCUGGGACGACGGGUCUUCUCAUCGCACAGGGCUUGAAGAAAGCCGGAAUUUCUGCCACAGUGUACGAGAAAUACUCGGAUGACAAAUACCAAGAACGAUCGGGAAAAUGGACCAUGGCCCUCCAUUGGUCUAUUCCUCAUAUCCAAGCAUGCCUUCCACCAGAGCUGUUUGAGCAACUGAAAUCCGUUGAGACCAACCCAUGGGGAAAACAAGACCCCAAAGUAGUAGGAAACAUUCCACUUAUCAACGGGCGCUCUGGUGAGCUGCUGGCAAACGUCCCUAUGCCAAGUCCAAGGCGGAUAGUGAGGGGUAAGCUCAGAGACCUGUUCAAUGUGGACGUCGAUGUCCGUUAUGGUCAGUCCUUGACAGAUGUCCAUGUCAAUUCUGAUGGGGUUACGGCCACUUUCAAUAAUGGUGAAACGGUCGUCAAUGGUACGGUUCUCGUUGGUGCCGAUGGUGCUCGGAGUGCUGUUCGUGGUCAUCUGGUGGACGAGAUGACAGCCAAGCUUGACAAAGCGAACACUAUGAUCUUGCUGAGCCCACAUCCUUACCAAAACACUAAUAUCUUCUCGACCGUCGCCAACUUUGUUGACCCGGAAGAACCGGAGACGUGGGUGUUUCAGUUUAGUCUCUCCAUCUGGACUGAUGAAUAUCCUCCUGCCUCUCCAGAAGAGCGCAGACACCUUUUCAAGUCCUACUUGUCAACCUAUUGUGAGCCAUACAGAUCGGUCGCGGCGUGGCUGGCGGAUGACAUUGAGGUCGGUGGAGAAUCGGUGAGAGUCGUUCCCAAAGAUAGCUUGGUGAUUCUCGACUAUCACAAGUUCCAUUACUGGGGGAACAUUACUCCUUGGAAUAACCAUGACGACCGAGUAACUCUCGCUGGAGACGCGGCGCACCCCAUGGUUCCCUUCCGCGCUCAGGGUCUGAACAAUGCAGUCGAAGAUGCUAGGCUCUAUGUCGACGCUAUCAGAGGUGUCUGCCAUAAGAACAAAGACUUUAGAGCGAGCAUUAGUGCUUAUGAUGAAUCGGCUUUCAGGCGGGGUAAGGCCGACAUCGCUGUGUCUAAUGAUCAGAUGUUUGCCUAUCACUACCGGGAGUCGGUCAUGAAUGGGCCUCUGAUGCGAAAUGGAUAUUCAAAGAAUCCGUGA
Messenger RNA from Penicillium maclennaniae, 1185 nucleotides. RefSeq names its product FAD-dependent oxidoreductase. The transcript is spliced from 7 exons. Lineage: Eukaryota; Fungi; Ascomycota; Eurotiomycetes; Eurotiales; Aspergillaceae. The coding region runs from base 1 to 1185 and encodes 394 amino acids. The record is from RefSeq and is a predicted model, not a curated record. Gene Ontology annotation, molecular function: FAD binding.